Molecule: messenger RNA, 690 nt
Organism: Oldenlandia corymbosa var. corymbosa
Lineage: Eukaryota; Viridiplantae; Streptophyta; Magnoliopsida; Gentianales; Rubiaceae
Source: the annotation of a GenBank genome assembly
AUGGAGGUGGAUUCCAAGAAAUUCAACAACGACCCAGAAAGCACAGGCACCAAAAAAGGUGGGAAGAAAAGGAGGAGCAAAUGGGUGUGUUGGGGAUGGGUAAUCUCCGCCGUAUUAGCCAUCGGAUUAUUGAUCCUAAUCCUGAGCCUCACCGUCUUCAAAGCCAAGCGUCCGACGACCACCGUCAACUCCGUCUCCCUCCGUGACUUCCACCUCUCCCUCGACAUCCUCCGCCUCCGGGUCCUGUUGAACGUCAGCGUCGACGCCAACAUCGCCGUCCACAACCCAAACAAGGUGAGCUUCCACUACGACAACUCCACCGCGUUACUCAAAUACCGAGACACUCAGGUGGGCGAAGUCCCCAUCCCGGCUGGCAAGAUCGGGUCGGGUCAGACGCUUCCCAUGAAUGUUACGCUGACCCUCAUGGCCGAUCGGCUCUUGGCCGGAAACAGCCUUUUCUCCGACGUCCGGUCGGGGACUCUGGUCCUGAGUACUUACACCAGAAUCACCGGGGACACCAAGGAUGUACCUUCUUCUCCCACCGCCAUGCUUUCAGUGACAAUGGAGGCUGAACAACUACGUAAGUGUUUCACACAGCAGCCUAUAAAUCCUGAGGAUGAAACCAAUAUUAGGAUGCCAACAGCUGAACUCUUUUCAGCAGAACUGAUUGCUCCAUCAAAUCAAUAUUAG